Messenger RNA from Symbiodinium pilosum, 1798 nucleotides. Lineage: Eukaryota; Dinophyceae; Suessiales; Symbiodiniaceae. The record is from the annotation of a GenBank genome assembly.
AUGCUUGCUGACCGCAGGAGACGGGGCUUUGGCCAUUGUUUAUGUUUGUUGGUCAUCCUGCUGGGAGUCGUGUUGCCAGCAUCCACUCCGCCUCUCUGGUGGCGGAAAGGCCGGCCCAGGGAGAUCUUGGGAAGCAGAGCUGAGGCAGAGCUGUUAUCUCAGCUGGCCGUGCUGCUCAUGCCAGACGAGCCGAUUGCUGAGUUGUUUCGGAAUUUCCCAUGUGAACGCUGCCAGGACUGGGGCUCAAGCACUUUGAGCCCAGAUUUGGCUGCUUAUGGCGUGCUGAGAAAAGCCAACGCGGCCUUGUUCAUCGAGUACGACGGGCAUUAUCGCCACCUGGCGCCUGCGGGCUUAACCGGGGACAUGCGCAAGACCGAGGCUCUUCUGCGAUUUGCUCCUGCAGGAUCCUUGGUGGUUCGUAUUGCGCAUGAGCAACGAGAAUGGGAGGACAGGUCUGUAAAUGUGGUGGUGGACUGCUGGCCGGCUGGGCAUGGACCCUCCCUGCUCAGGGCUUUGAGGCAGGUAGGUUCCGCCCUGCUGCAGAGGUGUAGCGGGAAGCUACGCCCCUUCAUAGCUUCGCGCCUCCAGAACACAUCUACAGAAGAAUGGGUAAGCAAGAAGGCCAACACAUUUUCAAGGGACGCAGCUAUUGCUGGUGUUUCAGAAAGAAGCGGCAACAGUAGCAGGAGGUUGAAGUUGCAAGAGCACUUCCAAGAUAGCAUGCAAUUGACGGCAUCAAAAACUGAUACGGUUAUUGCAAAGUUUCCUCGAGUGCUUGGCCUUAGCAUCGAGGCAAAUUUGAAACCUACAGUCGAAUCGAUCAAGGGUUUGGGCUUGAACCAGAGGCAGGUUGCCAAGGUUAUCGCAACUUUUCCUCCGGUGUUGGGCCUUGGCAUCGAGGCAAAUUUGAAGCCUACAGUCGAGUGGAUCAAAGGUUUGGGCUUGAACCAGAGGCAGGUUGCCAAGGUUAUCGCAACUUUUCCUCCAGUGUUGGGCCUUAGCAUCGAGGCAAAUCUGAAGCCUACAGUCGAGUGGAUCAAAGGUUUGGGCUUGAGCCAGACGCAGGUUGCCAAGGUGAUCAUGCAACAUCCACAAGUGCUUGGCCUUAGCAUCAAGGCAAAUUUGAAGCCUACAGUCGAGUGGAUCAAAGGUUUGGGCUUGAGCCAGACGCAGGUUGCCAAGGUGAUCAUGCAACGUCCACACGCGCUUGGCCUUAGCAUCGAGGCAAAUUUGAAGCCUACAGUCGAGUGGAUCAAAGGUUUGGGCUUGAACCAGAGGCAGGUUGCCAAGGUUAUCGCAACUUUUCCUCCAGUGUUGGGCCUUAGCAUCGAGGCAAAUCUGAAGCCUACAGUCGAGUGGAUCAAAGGUUUGGGCUUGAGCCAGACGCAGGUUGCCAAGGUGAUCAUGCAACGUCCACAAACGUUUGGUUACAGCAUCGAGGCAAAUUUGAAACCUACAGUCGAAUGGAUCAAAGGUUUGGGCUUGAGCCAGCAGCAGGUUGCCAAGGUGAUCGCAACUUUUCCUCCGGUGUUGGGCCUUAGCAUCGAGGCAAAUUUGAAGCCUACAGUCGAGUGGAUCAAAGGUUUGGGCUUGAGCCAGAGGCAGGUUGCCAAGGUGAUCGCAACGUUUUCUCCAGUGCUUGGCUACAGUAUCGAGCCAAAUCUGUCCAUUAAGUAUUUGCUGCUUCAGCAGUACUUCCCUGGCCAACAAGCAGCAAAUUGCUUGGCUCGAGUGCCACGCUUGUGGAGCUACAGUCGUGCCCGAUUGCAACACCGUCUUCACGUGCUACAGUCACAAG